Morus notabilis is the source of this 684-nucleotide messenger RNA. RefSeq names its product late embryogenesis abundant protein 1. The coding region runs from base 163 to 438 and encodes 91 amino acids. The record is from RefSeq and is a predicted model, not a curated record. Lineage: Eukaryota; Viridiplantae; Streptophyta; Magnoliopsida; Rosales; Moraceae. The transcript is spliced from 3 exons.
AAAUGCCACGUUCUAGUAAAUGCAUGCAUAGCGGAAACCAUGUGGCUGAAAUCAACACUGCAAAUGAAGAUUACCCACUAUAUAUAUCUCGCUCGAGCUAUAGCUUUUCAUCAGUUUGUAAUCUUUUCUGACAAUUUGUAGAGGAAAUCAGAAGUGAAAAAUAUGGCAAGCCAAGGACAUGAGGAUAUCGCAAACAAGGCAGGCGAACUGAAGGGUCAAGCUCAGGUGAAGAAGGAUGAGCUUGUGAACAAGGCAUCAGAUGCGUCUCAAACUGCAACAGACAAGGCGUCUAGUAUCACUGGAUCCGCCAAAGAGUCUGCUUCUGAAACCACCGGGCAAGCUUCCAGCUUUAUUCAACAGACUGGGGAGCAAGUGAAAAGCAUGGCUCAAGGAGCAGCUGAGGCAGUGAAGAACACACUGGGAAUUAAUAAGGAUUAACCAACCCAUGCCAGUAGAAGAAUAAUGUUGUUAAAGAAAUUUGUUUUUUUUAUCUUUGGUUUUAGCCAAAGCUAGUUCUGUGACAUGCGUUUUGGUCAUGGGCAUAAUUUGCUAUCUCCUAGGCUCCUAGUAGACGCAAUUUUUAUUUUCUUUUAAUCCAGCUUGUUUCGUGAUCAGUUGUAACAAUCUUGUGAUUCCUUUUCAAUAAUUCCCAUGAGAAUAAAAUUUUUAUUUAUGCAUUAAGAA